CGGAGGUUUUAUGAAGAAGGUAUGAUGACUUUUGUGAUAUCUCUACUUUGUCCUUCACGAACGGCACUUACAAAGCUAAGACGGCCGCGUCGUCUUCAAGGGCCCUGAGAUCUCCCCGAUGUCUUCCUCUGGCGUUGUAUCUAAAAAGCUCAAGUUCAAGGGCGACAAGCCGAAGAAAAAGAAGAGGCAUCAUCGAGAGGUUGAGGACGAGGAUGGAGACGUAGAAUUUCAAGCCAUGGCUUCUGCUGAUCCGAAGGGUUGGAUAUUCCCUAGCGAGCCUGUGGAAGUUUCUGGACCCGCUUUCAUCCUCUUGCCGACUGAACCCUUGACUUGCCUUGCUUACGAUCCUCAGAGGCAACGGGUCAUUGCUGCUCCUGUUGAGAUCCCUGAAGCCCCGGAGGGAAUGGACGAUCUUUCGCCUUCUGAGGUUCUGGCUGUGGUUGAGCCAAGCGAUAUCAAUCACGUCUGGGUCGCUUCUCGUCUCAGUGGAAGCGAAGAGGUCAUCUCGCUACGGACCACAGCCGGCACAUUCCUGACUGCUUCCCCGUCUGGAGUCUUGACGGCAGUCGUGGCCUCUCGUGGUCCUUUGGAGGCUUUCAAACCUAUGCCGGUCAGCUCAUCUUCACCAUUCCCAUCUUUUUCCCUCUGGACCAGCUCCGAGAAGUACAUCUCUGUCACUCCUGGACCAUCUCUAGGAGGCAAGAUCGAGCUCAGAGCAGAUUCAGAAAGUGUGGGCGAAAGGGAAUCAUUCAGGAUCAAGUGUCAGCGAGAGUUUGUCCUCAAAGCCAAGAUGGGUACAGAGGGGGAGAAGGGGAAACGGAGGAUGGGAACAAUUGGAGGAGGAGGAGGAGCUGCUGCUGUCGGUGGAUCAGUGGAAGAUGAAAUCAAGCGCAAUAAACAGGCUCAGACGUGGGGUGCGGGCCGUGUCGUUGUUAGCGAUCAGGAUCGGAGUGAGCUCAAGCGGGCAAAGAAAGAGGGCAGAUUGGCAGAGGCCAUGCUGGAUCGUAGGGCCGCCCUCAAGAGUGACCGGUAUGCCAAAUGAGCGACCAGUGCGGCGAGGUUUUGUACGGCGAGCAUGCCCCAACACACUCUGUA
Molecule: messenger RNA, 1095 nt
Organism: Kockovaella imperatae
Lineage: Eukaryota; Fungi; Basidiomycota; Tremellomycetes; Tremellales; Cuniculitremaceae
Exons: 6
Coding region: 119-1042 (307 amino acids)
Cellular component (GO): nucleolus; striated muscle dense body; catalytic step 2 spliceosome
Molecular function (GO): actin filament binding
Source: RefSeq, a predicted model, not a curated record